AUGUCAUUGGACCCCGAAGUUCGUAGAAAGCUUUUAGCUGCACAGAAGGUUGGCGGUAAUAAGAAAUGCAUUGAUUGUGGAGCAGCCAAUCCUCAAUGGUGUCUGCCUAAGUUUGGAAUUUUCAUUUGCCUUGAAUGUGCUGGGAUUCACCGUGGACUUGGGGUUCAUAUAUCAUUUGUUAGAAGUAUUACUAUGGAUCUGUUUAAGCCCGAUGAAGUAUUGAAGUUGGAACGUGGUGGGAAUGAUCGGUUAAAGAGUUAUUUUGAAGAGCAUGGUGUUGAUAUGUCACUUCCUGCAAGACUUAAGUAUGAUAAUUAUGUUGCUGAAGAUUAUAAGCAGCUUAUGGUUUGUGAAAUUGAAGGAAGGGAGUUUGUUCCUGAAGAUCAUACUGGUCAAAAGUUACCUACAAUUGGUGAUGAGAAUGUUCAUUCUAAUACUCCUUCUAGCUCUGGUACUGGAACUCCAACCACUAUGCAAUCAUUUGGACUGAAUCAACAAGAUCCUUUACAAUCUCGUCGUAGCACGGGAAUCAACAGUCAACAAAAGGCUAAAAGUGAAGCCUAUUUCGCUGAAUUGGGUAACUUGAAUGACCUGAGACCUGAACACUUGCCUCCAUCUCAAGGAGGGAAAUAUGCUGGAUUUGGUAAUACACCCGUACCUCAAAAGGCCACUAGUGGAAGUGGGGGAGGUGGGUCUCUUAAUGAUCUUAGUGUGAACAAUUUGCAAAGUGAUCCUUGGGGAACCAUCUCUAAAGGUUGGGGAUUGUUUUCUUCUACUGUGGCUAAGUCCGUCAGUGAGGUCAAUGAAUCUGUGAUUAAACCAGCUGUCAGCAAGAUUCAAGAAGGUGACGUUGGCGUUGAAGCCAAGAAGGCUAUGGCUCAGUUUGGACAAAAGAUGCAACAAACAGGGAAAUAUGGCCAAGAAACCUUCCAGUCAUUUACUAAAGAUAUGCAAGAGAAUGGGUUAAGUAAUUCCAAGUUCACUCUGUUGUUUGAUGGGGGAAAGAAACCAGUCCAACCUGCUUUUGGAAUUGAGAAACCUCUGCACAGGACUGAUUUACAAGGUUUUAGUCUGCUGAAUACUGAACUCGAUAAGGCUAUUCCUACUAAAGUUGUUCCUAAUAGAACAACACCUGUUGCAAAGUCCACUUAUCAACCCAAGAAUAUUUCUGAAAGUAAAGGUUUACUUGAUGAAGAUGAUGGAUGGGAUGAUUUUUAG
Messenger RNA from Lizanozyma spartinae, 1218 nucleotides. RefSeq names its product Age3p (gene AGE3). Bases 1 to 1218 code for a protein of 405 amino acids. NCBI's taxonomy places the organism in Eukaryota, Fungi, Ascomycota, Pichiomycetes, Serinales, Debaryomycetaceae. Gene Ontology annotation, molecular function: GTPase activator activity. Gene Ontology annotation, cellular component: Golgi membrane. The transcript has a single exon. Gene Ontology annotation, biological process: regulation of endocytosis; regulation of ARF protein signal transduction. The record is from RefSeq and is a predicted model, not a curated record.